UAUACACAAUCCCUGUAGGAACAAAAUGCUGGAUGGCCAAGGAGACGUUAGACAAAAAAGGCUCUGGAUAUAAGAGGAGUUCUGAUAUACAGGUGGCUGGGAUGUUGGUAUACUACAUCCUUUCUGGUGGACACCACCCCUUUGAAGAUCCACUUGGUGAUGAACUUGAACAGAAUCGAAACAUAAUCAAGGGGACUUACACACUAGAACAUGUGGCAGACGAGGUGACAAAAGACCUCAUUGAGUGGAUGAUCAAUGAAGUCCCCGAUGAGAGACCUACAGUGGAGGAGACCCUGAAUCAUCCCCUCUUCUGGAAACCACAUAGGAGAGUUGAGUACUUGAGAAGAAUUGGGAAUGAGAAGGAGGUCGGGCAGUAUAGCGAUGCUGACCAAAAACUUCUAGAAGCUCUGAAACAAAGUGCCAUGGAGAGAACCUUCUGUCAGUGGAGAUCCAUGCUGCCCUCUGAAUUGAUGAAAAAGAUGGAUGGCAGAAAGCCCUACCCUGAGAACAUGUUGGGGUUACUAACGUUUCUACGCAACCUCCAUGAGCACUAUGCUGAGGAUUUAGAAUCUGUUGACCUGAUGAAGAUGUUCCCUGAUCUCUUUGGAUGRGUCUACGUGUUGGCCAAGGAACGGGGCUGGAAUUCAAGGCCUGGUCUGAAAAACGUGUUUCAGAGAGAUCUAAGCUCAUGAUUCUGAAAUGUAAACUGUCUGUCAUUUGAACUGAUGAAAUAGGAACUAUUGUAAUACUUUUMACUUUUUGUAGGUAGAGCCAAUGAUUUUAACUGUCUCAAGGACAUUUUAUAUUCUAUAUUUUCACUGAUAGAUCUAAUAUCCAUAUGAUUUUUACAAAUAAUGAUCUUACAUGGUUAUAGCCUACAUAUUAUGGGAGUUCAUACAAAAAUACAGUACUCACAAAAGCUUUGAUAAAAUGUAGUGAUUACUUUUUUUAACUGUCUUCACUUAAGGUAUAUAGGAUUUGUAAUAAUAUAAAUGAUCUGUAUGAGAUUUGUCAGGGAUGUCUGGAUUAAAGUAUUGACAUGUUUUUUUAUAUCUGUGUUUUGCUUGAUAUGAAAAUGAGGUCUGCCCAAGAGUGCAUUGAAACAAUUGAUAUCACUGAAUUGAGUAAUACAAUGGAGGAGCUGUGACGCCCUCUUGUGGAUAGAACUGUGAAGGUUACAAAUGUAGUGAUGAUCAUCAAAAGUUUUAUAUUAAUCGAACACCACAAUAAAAUGUUAAUGUACCUCUCUCAAUAUAAUAAAGGCAAUAUAGAACUGUCA
Salvelinus sp. IW2-2015 is the source of this 1279-nucleotide messenger RNA. RefSeq lists its product as uncharacterized. Gene Ontology annotation, cellular component: IRE1-TRAF2-ASK1 complex. Lineage: Eukaryota; Metazoa; Chordata; Actinopteri; Salmoniformes; Salmonidae. Gene Ontology annotation, molecular function: protein serine/threonine kinase activity; ATP binding; RNA endonuclease activity. Gene Ontology annotation, biological process: IRE1-mediated unfolded protein response; protein phosphorylation; intrinsic apoptotic signaling pathway in response to endoplasmic reticulum stress. The record is from RefSeq and is a predicted model, not a curated record.